Sorex fumeus (smoky shrew) is the source of this 3859-nucleotide messenger RNA. It is a transcript of the gene KCNC2, whose product is annotated as potassium voltage-gated channel subfamily C member 2. Gene Ontology annotation, molecular function: delayed rectifier potassium channel activity; protein binding. Gene Ontology annotation, biological process: protein homooligomerization; potassium ion transmembrane transport. Lineage: Eukaryota; Metazoa; Chordata; Mammalia; Eulipotyphla; Soricidae. The transcript has 5 exons. Bases 489 to 2321 code for a protein of 610 amino acids. Gene Ontology annotation, cellular component: voltage-gated potassium channel complex; axon; neuronal cell body membrane. The record is from RefSeq and is a predicted model, not a curated record.
GCCUGGGGAAGGGGAGAAAGACCAUCUUUCGGUUGAAAUCGGAGCCGGGCGACUUCACCUUGGGGCCGGGGGAGCUCGGUGGACCUCGCGGGCCAGUUUCGCAUCAGCCCCUGCCAGCCCGCCGGCCCCGCUCCCCGCGGGGUCCCCGCGCGCCGGCUGGACCCGCCCCGAGCUCCAUGGUUCGCCCAGCCCUGCGCGAUGGGGACUCGGGGCGCGGAGGCUGGUGCGGGGCGAGCCCGCCGCGCACGGCAUGAAGGCGGGGAGCGCGGCUGGCGGCGGGCGGGGGCUGGCUCCGCGACCCCGGCUCCCCGAGAAGCGGCCCAACCGCCUCAACCCCGAAAACGCCAACAAGUAGUUUCUCGUUGGAGGAGGGCGGAUCGCUUGGGUGUCAGCAUCCAGCCCGGCUACCCCGACAACCUCGUCCACUCGGAACCUGAGCAAGAACCACUUUUCUCUCGGUCUCGUUAAGUCAUGUCUGAGCCACAGAGAUGGGCAAGAUCGAGAACAACGAGAGGGUGAUCCUCAAUGUCGGGGGCACCCGCCACGAGACCUACCGCAGCACCCUCAAGACUCUGCCCGGCACGCGCCUGGCCCUGCUGGCCUCCUCCGAGCCCCAGGGCGACUGCUUGACGGCGGCGGGCGAUCGGCUGCACGGGGGGUCACCUCCACCCCUGUCGCCGCCGCCGCCGCCACCCCCGCUGUCCCCCGGCCCGGGCGGCUGCUUCGAGGGCGGCGCAGGGAACUGCAGCCCCCGCGGCGGCGGCGGCGGCGGCGGCGGCGGCAGCGGAGACCCCCUCGGGGGCGGCCGCGAGUUCUUCUUCGACCGGCACCCCGGGGUCUUCGCCUAUGUGCUCAACUACUACCGCACGGGCAAGCUGCACUGCCCCGCCGACGUGUGCGGGCCGCUCUUCGAGGAGGAGCUGGCCUUCUGGGGCAUCGACGAGACGGACGUGGAGCCGUGCUGCUGGAUGACCUACCGGCAGCACCGCGACGCCGAGGAGGCCCUGGACAUCUUCGAGACCCCCGACCUCAUCGGCGGCGGCGACCCUGGCGACGACGAGGACCUGGCGGCCAAGAGGUUGGGCAUCGAGGACGCUGCGGGCCUGGGGGGCCCCGACGGCAAAUCCGGCCGCUGGAGGAGGCUGCAGCCCCGCAUGUGGGCCCUCUUCGAGGACCCCUAUUCGUCCAGAGCCGCCAGGUUCAUUGCUUUUGCUUCUUUGUUCUUCAUCCUGGUUUCAAUCACAACGUUUUGUCUGGAGACACAUGAAGCUUUCAACAUUGUUAAAAACAAGACAGAACCUGUUAUCAAUGGCACAAGUGUCGUUCUGCAGUAUGAAAUUGAAACGGAUCCUGCCUUGACGUAUGUAGAAGGAGUGUGUGUGAUAUGGUUUACUUUUGAAUUUUUAGUCCGUAUUGUAUUUUCCCCCAAUAAACUUGAAUUCAUCAAAAAUCUCCUGAAUAUCAUUGACUUUGUAGCCAUCCUACCCUUUUACUUAGAGGUGGGACUCAGUGGGCUCUCAUCCAAAGCUGCAAAAGAUGUUCUUGGAUUCCUUAGGGUGGUAAGGUUUGUGCGGAUACUGAGAAUCUUCAAGCUUACCCGACAUUUUGUAGGACUGAGGGUGCUUGGACAUACUCUUCGAGCUAGUACUAAUGAAUUCUUGCUGCUGAUAAUCUUCCUGGCUCUUGGAGUUUUGAUAUUUGCCACCAUGAUCUACUAUGCGGAGCGAGUAGGAGCUCAACCUAAUGACCCUUCAGCUAGUGAGCACACACAGUUUAAGAACAUACCUAUUGGGUUUUGGUGGGCUGUGGUGACUAUGACUACCUUGGGCUACGGGGACAUGUAUCCUCAGACUUGGUCAGGAAUGCUGGUGGGAGCCCUGUGUGCUCUGGCUGGAGUGUUGACAAUAGCCAUGCCAGUGCCUGUCAUCGUGAACAAUUUUGGAAUGUACUACUCCUUGGCAAUGGCGAAGCAGAAACUUCCAAGAAAAAGAAAGAAGCACAUUCCUCCUGCUCCUCAGGCUAGCUCGCCUACCUUUUGCAAGACAGAAUUAAAUAUGGCCUGCAAUAGUACACAGAGUGACACAUGUCUCGGUAAAGAAAAUCGACUUCUGGAACAUAGCAGAUCAGUCUUAUCAGGUGACGACAGUACAGGAAGUGAGCCGCCAUUAUCACCCCCAGAAAGGCUCCCCAUCAGACGAUCUAGUACCAGAGACAAAAACAGAAGAGGGGAAACAUGUUUUCUACUGACAACAGGUGAUUACACGUGUGCUUCUGAUGGAGGCAUCAGGAAAGUCUAUACUGAAUAUUGCCUGGCCCAUUGAAGACACUUAAAUAUUUGUCGAAUGAAUACAUUUUGUUGGCUGAGGAAUAUAAAGAAUACUAGAGCUCCACUCCAUCACAUGAUUCUGUUUUCGUUGAUUACGCCUUUUUAACUCUUCCCUAGGUGCUGCUUUUUUUUCUUUUUCUUUUGAGUAAAAUUUAGCUAUCUUAGAGCUAUUGGACCCCUUUUCUUCUCCUUAAUAAAUUAUUUGCGUACCUUUAUCAAAAGGCCAGUUUGCUCUUUGAUUACCUUCAUCUUUGUUGUGUCCAGCUGCUUUGUUGCUACAAUUAUUUGUCUGUGCUAAUUGAGAUAACAGUAAAAAGUAUAUAAUUUCUUAUGCAACAGAAUGAAUUGAAAUGAAAAGACACUUCAAGACUUUCAUGUUAGCUAUUGUCAAAAAAAUUGUGCUUAUUUGCUAUUCAUUGUAGUUUCUCCCUAUUGAAUACUUUUCUAUUGUUAAGUCUGUAAUAUUUCUUUUGUGACUCACAGUUCAUUUAAAAUAUCUCAUUGCCCAUGUUAUACUUCUCUUUCAUUCUCUCUGAACCCUUUCUUGUCCUUUCUUCUACAUGUCUUUGAGUAUCAAAGAAGAGUAAUGAAACUCUUCUUUUGUCUUGCAAGGUGUGAUAUUUUAAAUGCUACUUCAUUCUGAUUACUUUCAUUCCCUGCUGUACAACAAAAUGUAGUUCAAUGGUCUGAAUAGGUUCGUUUGCUAUUUUAAAUUUAAGUAUUAUAUAGAAAUAAUUUUUGAAUAUUUUAUGAACAUAGUUAAUAUACUAUUGUAGUAUUUAGACAAAGUAAAGAAUAAACAUCAAAUAAUAUCUAACUAAUGAUAUCUUAUAUUUAUAUAUUUUAGCAAAUUAUAUAUGCAUGUAUAUAUGUUUAUAUGUAGUAUGUGGUUGAUUAUAAGUAUUUUUUGAGCAUUACUUAAUAUUAUCAUGUGAAAUAGUUACACCAAGAGUACAUGUUUCAGGAGUUAUCUAGAACUUUUUUCUUCCAGGUUAGACAAUAGUUUGAAUUUUAAACUGUGAAGGAGAUUAAAGAUGGAAAAAGACUAUGCAAAUUACAAGGUUUUAUGUGAAGAUAGAGUUUUUUUUUGUAAAAUGGCAUUUAAUGAGCAAAGCAAUUAAUAAGAUAUUUAGCUUGUAUGAAAUGUUGUCUCACAAAUAUGACUGAUUUAUCAAUGAGUGCAUCAUGGAAAAUUUAUAAUUCUUUUAUUCUGUCAUUUUCACUAAAAUUAACUUCUUUUUCAUUCUUGCUUAAUUCUUUUGCAGCUAUGCUUCCCCCCCUCCCCCCUUAGAUAUGGUAACAUUUAUGGCUAAUUUCACCUAAUCUCUGUGUGUUGUCUUGUCAUGUCUUUCAGGAAUUCAUCAUUUUUUACCCUCUCUCAUUUUAUGCAGAUGAUAGAUUUCUUCUAUUUCUACCCAUUAAAUCACCAUGUGAACUCUUCUUUUACCAUUCAAGUUGUCUACUAAUUUGAUUGUAGAAUUCUUAGUAUUCUCCCCUUUAUAAAUAGAAAGAAGUGACUGUUUCCAUUGAACU